Acaulospora morrowiae is the source of this 394-nucleotide messenger RNA. The record is from the annotation of a GenBank genome assembly. NCBI's taxonomy places the organism in Eukaryota, Fungi, Glomeromycota, Glomeromycetes, Diversisporales, Acaulosporaceae.
UGUUGACAUGAUUGCAGAGGUUACUAUUCAGCAAGCCUAUAAAAAUGUCGAAAACAAUCUAAUAGAGGGUUUAUACAAAUUUCCAAUUUACGAAGCCGCGACAAUUUGUGGUUUUGAAGCUGAAAUUGAUGGGCGCAGAAAUGUCAAAGGAAUCGUGAAAGAGGCUAAAGAAGCUGCCAAGGAGUACGAUGAUGCUAUUAAACAAGGACAUGGGGCCUAUUUGUUGGAGGAACAACUUGCCGACGUGUUUCAGUGCACCGUUAAAAACAUCGCCUCUGGCCAAACUGUGGUGAUCAAAAUCACAUAUGUUACGGAGCUUAAACAUGAUGCCGAUUCUGAGCAAAUACGAUUCGUCUUACCUACUGCCAUUGCCCCAAGAUAUGGAUUUCACAUG